CCAGACUCUGUUGCUUUAAAUCUUUUAGACUACACCAAGCCUCUCAUGCUACCAAUAAAUCUGUUAUGCGGGAGCAACUUGUUCUAAAGUUAUUGAUUUUUUCGUGGAAAUCACAUUUUUGUCUAGAUAUUCAGCCGACUGAUGGCGAAUGACGUUUUAUAAAAUCCUGACAAUUAGUCUAAUUAAACUGACCAAUAGAUUGUUCUCUUGAUUAUACCUGGUUCGAAGAUAGAAAUUUCCGAGGGUGUCUAUACUGUAUUCAAGUUCCUAAAAUAGUUCAAUGAGACCUCAACUUCGUCUCAGUCUUUUGCUUGUGAUAUCGUACUUCCACCUCUGUACUCUCCUGGUAUAUUGCCUGUCUUCCUCCUUCGUUUCACUGAAUUGAAAUGUUUGUUCCGCAAUCCUGAAUUCAGUGUCCACAUUGGUUUUUCAAGAUCCCAAUUAGGUUGGAAUCAAGUGAUCUCUUGUCUAGUAUUGUUGAAACUCAUUCAAUGUAGCUGAAGCCCUGAACACCCUCUUCUCAACUGUCUGUUAAUGAAUCCUGAAUGGAGUAAUUGCUGAAGAAUUUUCUACUGCUGGGAAAACUAUGUGGGAUUUUUCUGUCUUACUGUCAAUAAAAUUAGCUCAAGUUUCAAAAUUCGAACAACCUUUCAGAACGCGUAUCUACCAUUACGCUCUCCAACCCAGGAUGGUCAGAUACAAUGAAUCAAUAGAUCCAAAAGAUCCUCGUCUUGUAAAAGAUGUCGCUCCAGCACAAAAAUGGGAACAUACUGGAUCUAAUUUUGAUGAACUUGUUUCGAGAAUUGUCGGAAUGAUGACUAUUAGAGGAGAAAGAGAGGUAGCUAGAGAUGCAAUGCGCAUGACGUUUCGAGAAAUAAAACUAAUACAGAUGCGGAAAAAUAAAAUUAACGCAAAUAUUUCGGAUUGUAAUGCUAAGGUCAUUAAUCCCAUUACUGUGAUCCAUGAAGCAGUAAAGAACUGUACACCUUUACUACUUCUACAGUCAGUACCGCGUGGUGGUAUUUUAUACAAGGUUCCCGCUCCUCCAGUAUCCGAUUCAGUUGCCAUACAUACUGCAGUCAAAUUCAUUUUGAACGCUGCUAGGGAAAAACCACGUGAUCAACGCAUAUGGGUAUCUCUGGCAAAUGAAUUCAUAUCAGCUUCACAAAAUCAAGGGAAAGCUGUUAAAUACAAAGUUGAACUGCAUAAGCAAUGUGAAGAAAAUCGUGCGUAUGCUAAUUAUAGAUCGUAUUAGCCUAUUUCCUCCAAAAUUUCAUGAUUUUCUACGGGAAUCAUAUGCUUGUAAAUAUCCAUUUGAUAUAAUAGACAUUUUAUUUUAU
Messenger RNA from Schistosoma turkestanicum, 1340 nucleotides. The record is from the annotation of a GenBank genome assembly. Lineage: Eukaryota; Metazoa; Platyhelminthes; Trematoda; Strigeidida; Schistosomatidae.